Oncorhynchus gorbuscha (pink salmon) is the source of this 3084-nucleotide messenger RNA. RefSeq names its product tubby-related protein 1-like. Gene Ontology annotation, cellular component: cilium. Gene Ontology annotation, biological process: protein localization to cilium. Gene Ontology annotation, molecular function: actin filament binding. Lineage: Eukaryota; Metazoa; Chordata; Actinopteri; Salmoniformes; Salmonidae. The transcript has 15 exons. The record is from RefSeq and is a predicted model, not a curated record. The coding region runs from base 282 to 1856 and encodes 524 amino acids.
AGUGGACCAAAUCCUUUGUCUGCAAUCCUAUUAAGAGGUAGUAGUAGUAGUAGUUGUGUGCAGUGGAAUAGAGUGGAGUGGAUUAGUGAGGUUGAGGGGACCUGUUUCUCUGUAGACAAUCAUCUUAGUGAAGUGGUCAUAUGAACCAGCCCACAUAGCCAGGAUCAGUAUGAACCCCUGUGGGCAGUCACACAUUGGUGGGCUAAGGGGAGACCACACUGACCACAGCACAGAGCACAUCCAAAGAUCAGCAUCUACUUGGAGCCAGUCAAAGGACACUCAUGCCUCUCCGGAAGGAAACCCUCAGAGACGUCUGGACAGAUGACCGGUCUCAAGAAAGUCAAGAUAUGUCCACUCCACAUAAGCCAAAGAAGAAGGCCGAGUCAGCCAACCCAGCCGCCAAUGGUGCCGAUGCCAAGCCCAAAAAGAGCAAGAACAAGAAGAGCGAAGAGCUGUCUGGAGAAGAGAAUCCUGCUGUUCAAAGUGGGAAAAAGGUCAAGAAAAAGAAACCAGACGGAGAAAAAACAGAAAAGGAAAAAGUGAAAGGGAAAGACGAGCCAAAGAAGAAAACAAAAAGUGCGCCAAAGAAAAAGAAAGGUUCAGAUACAGAAGAAGAUGAUGAUGAGGAAGAGACCCCACAAAAGAAGGCAAAGAAAAAGACCACAAAAGAAGGUUCUGACAAAGAUGGCACGGAGAAGAAAUCCAAAGCGAAAGAUGACAAAAAAGCGAAGAAAGACACCAAGAAAAAGGAACCGGCUUCUCUGUUCUGUGUAAAUGGGGAUAAGGAUAAGUCAGACUCCAAGAGCAAGAAGAAAGCAGCCAAAUCUGAUAGUGAUGACAGUGAACCAGAAACCAAGUCCAGCAAGUCAAACUCAAAAAAGAAGGAGAACGCCAACCCGGCAUCCAUGUUCGCAGCAGGGGGAGACAAGGACAAGGACAGGGGUAAAGACAAGAACAAAGACAAGAAGAAAAAGAAAGCCAAAGCAUCAGAGAGUGACGAUUCUGACUCCGAGGCAGAAAAAGGGACACAAAAGAAAAAGGGAAAAGGGAAGAAGAAGAAGGAGGAGAGGCCUCCAUCCCCGGACAUUGAGUUUGACAGCCUGGAGGAGUUUGUCCUGCAGCCAGCCCAGCAGGGGGUGACGGUCAAAUGCAAGAUGACCCGGGACAAGAGGGGCAUGGACAAAGGCUUGUACCCCACAUAUUAUCUCCACCUCGACAAUGAAAAGAAGAUCUUUCUACUGGCUGGGAGAAAACGAAAGAAAAGCACAACCUCCAAUUACCUUAUCUCCAUUGACCCCACAGACUUGUCUAGGGAUGGAGAAAAUUUCAUUGGAAAGUUGAGGUCCAAUAUGAUGGGCACUAAGUUCACAGUGUUUGACAAUGCUCUGCAUCCAGACAGAGCUCUACCAGACAUGUCCAAUGCUCGCCAAGAACUAGCAGCCAUCAUUUAUGAAACUAAUGUCUUGGGAAUAAAGGGCCCCAGAAGGUUGACCGUCAUCAUCCCAGGAAUGGGCAAGGACAGUGAACGGGUACCCAUCCGACCUCGCAGCGACAACAACGGUUUACUGAUGAAGUUCCAGAACAGAAAGAUGGACAAUCUGAUCGAACUCCACAACAAGACCCCCACGUGGAACGACGACACGGCAUCACAUGUGCUGAACUUCAACGGCAGGGUCACACAGGCCUCCAUCAAGAACUUUCAGAUCAUCCACAGCAAAGAUGAGGCCUAUAUUGUGAUGCAGUUUGGACGAGUAGCAGAUGAUGCUUUCACUCUGGACUAUAGCUACCCCAUGUGUGCGGUGCAGGCCUUUGCCAUCGCUCUAUCCAGCUUUGAUGGCAAAAUAACCUGCGAAUAACAGGAAACCAUGGGCCCCUGUGCCGCCUCAAGCUGCUGCAACUCGUUAUAUUACACACUACCAGAAAGAAGAAUUUCCUUCACCACUCAACAUCAGUGCAAGGUACACAGAAGGAUGGACGUCCUAGACGAGAUGGGAAUCCAAGUGCAUUUGAUAACACAUGGACUGCCUUCUGGGAUUGUUUGGUUUGUUUGCGUCUCAUGCACAGGAGGCUGCUGAGGGGAGGGCGGCUCAUAAUAAUGGCCCGGAACUGAGCUGACGGAAUGGCAUCUUGAAGACAGCUUGGCUGUCAACGUUGGUAAUUAAAUUUUUGCAUCUGAGCUCCUAGAGUGUGCGGCUCUCUUAUUUUCAGGAAUGGCAUCAAACACCUGGAAACCAUGUGUUUGAUACCACUCCACUAAUUCCACUCCAGCCAUUACUACGAGCCCGUCCUCUCAAAUGAAGGCGCCACCAACCUCCUGUGGUCUCAUGAUAAUGAUAAUCAUAAACUUUUCUGGGAACAACGUUACUUUGUCCAUAGGAGAUCCUUGCUGAUGCUGCAUGCAAGGCUGAGCACUUGAGAUGUGGUGUGCUUUGGCAUUACACCAUUUCAGUUUCGGGGGAUGCAGACCAAUUGGGGGAUGAAAGUAACAUCUGAAGACUGAAAGCCUAUCUCCCUCCCAUCUACAUCAAGGAUUGUCCAAUUCAUGAAUGUCCAAUUCAUUCUGUUCUAUUCCGUUUGGAAGGCAAAUUCAAUCAUGUGUAAUCUCAAGUCCAUUGGUAGAAAAACUGGGUCUACGUGGACUUAUUUAGGCAUACUUGUUCUUAUUAUCAGUAGGGUUACGUUUGUUUCCAUGCAUUGUGUUAUGUCAACAUUAUGAAAUUGACCUUAUUUUAGCUCGAUGUGUGCUUAUCAGAUGUCUACUGUAUGUUCAUGUUAGGGAUUUUUAUCACCAAUAUUAUGACAAAUUAGAGGUUUCAUUGUGAACACUUAAGCGGCAGUGGCACAAGGCAAUAUGCUUGUACCAAUUGACUGUCGACAGUCAAGUAUUUUACUAAUCUCAUUUGCUGUUCUCAUUCCACUCAAGCAACAAUUUUGUUGUUCUGAUACCUGCCUUUUUAUGUUCUCUCUAUGUACAGUUGAAGUCGGAAGUUUACAUACACCUUAGCCAAAUACAUUUAAACUCAGUUUUUCACAAUUUCUGACAUUUAAUCCUAGUAAAAUUCCCUGUUUUAUGUCAGUUAGGAU